AAGUGAGAAGAAGGAAAGGAAAAGUGCAUGGCUGUGCUUUAGGAUGUCUUUGUGAUAGCGCCCGCUGCCAGGGCGGACAGAGGCGGCUUUGUGCGUGGGCUGCCUCGGGCUGGCAGCCGCCAAGGUGGAGGUCCGGCCGCGCAUGCAGAAUCGCAAAGGGAAGGAGGUCAGGGCUGGAGCUCCUGGAGCUGCAUUACCCGGGCUGCUGACAGCUCCUCCUGAUGUCCUCCGCACGGCAGAAACGGGGGCCUGGACGCGGAGCACAGAAGCUUUUGCUCCCUGCCUGGGACAUCCCGUAUGCAGACCCGCGUGGGCAUUGUUGUAAGAAACAGAAGCUGCGUUCAGCACAGAUGCCAGCCUUCUCCAAGGAGUAACCUCUCCAUCCCCAAGUGACGCCAGCUCCUGCUAGUAUCAUGGGACCAGACGGUGGCUUCUUCAGCAGUGGACGGGUCCACAUCAUCCUGUGGGGAAGCCUGGCAGCUGUGACAACACUCCUAUUCCUCACCUUCCUCAUCUUCCUCUGCUCCAGCUGCAACAGGGAAAAGAAGUCCAAACAUCAGAAUGGAGAUCAUGAAAAUCUGAUGAACGUGCCUUCCGAGAAGGAGGUGUUCAGCCACUCCAUCACGAGCUCGGCCACAGAGCCGCCCCCCAGCAGUGAGCAGAACGGGGCGCUCAGCAAUGGCGAGGUGCUCUCAGAGGACAGUACAACUGCCUGUAUCCAGCCUUAUGAAGAAGUACAAACAUCUGUCUCUGAUCUGCUAGAUCCACAAGACAGUCUUGGAAAAUCCAUAAAAUGUCACCAGAGCCGGGAACUACCCAGUAUUCCCCCUAACAAUACCAUGGAAACCAUCAUCUCAGCUAGGAAUGCAGAAAAUGAUCAAGGUCUUGGAAUGGAAGGGCCUUACGAAGUCUUAAAAGACAGCUCCUCUCAAGAGAACAUAGUUGAAGACUGCUUGUAUGAAACUGUGAAGGAAAUCAAAGAUGUUGGAGCAGCAGCCAACAUGGAAAGAAGCUGCAACAGAAAGUCAGCAGCUUCACUGAUGGCAUCUGAAGAUCAGGAUCAGAAUCCUGAGUACAGAAUUGAAUCGGCAGAAUACGCAUCUGUAGACCGAAAUAAAAAAAGUCGCCAAAGUGCUAAUUCAGAAAGCCCUCUUGACAACACACCAGAUGUAGAAGAUGAGCUUCCCCCUCCAGUACCCAUGAAACUUCUUGAUGAAAAUGAGAAUGUGCAAGAAAAAGAAGUGGAAGAAGGAGAAGGAACAGAAGGAGCAAGUGAACCAGAGAAGAGGCAUAGUUCGAUGUCUUACAAGUCUCGGGAGGAAGAUCCAUCUCUUACAGAAGACGAGAUCUCAGCCAUGUACUCUUCAGUGAGCAAGCCAGGACAGGCCAUCAAGGCACUGGAUUCUCCUUACACGUGUAUUCAAGAAAUUGCAUCUCAGAGGUCCCCGUCUGUUUGCAGUGGCCUCUAUGCAAGCGUGAAGGACUUUGAAAACACCCUCAGUACUACCACUGUGCCUCAGUCAGCAGACAGACCCAACGGGGAGCUGGAGCCUGACUAUGAAGCUAUCCAGGCAGUGAGCCAAGAAGAAGACAGGACCUUGUCUGUGCCUAACACAAACCACACUGCUCUUUCGGGAGAGAAUGACUAUGAGAGCAUAGGGGACUUGCAGCACCACAGGGAUGUCACCAGACUUUAACUACUCUGGCAGCCAGAUUUCAGCCUUUAUCUUAUCUGCUGGUGUUUUCAAAGGAACAUGUGAGACAAGAAGAGGGAAUCGCUUCUUAUUUUGAGGAACAAAGCUAAGUACAGAAUAGAAGUUGUGAAGAAGCCAUGCAUGCUUCAGCCUGGGUGUGAUAUCCAUGGGGUUGUUCUGGGUGGUGGAUGGAGGCUCACAGGAAAACUUAUUUUUUAUUGUUACCUUUUUAUUGUUAGUUCCAAGAUGGUCAGAAUUUGGGAAGGAGUGCUGUGUUUGUCAUCCUGAUAGGAUCCCAUACCAAAAAGACUGCCUUUACACAAAGCUAGCUUUUCAUUCUAGAAUAUUAUUUUAUGUCAUUUUCUUCAACGUAUUUUUGAAGAAUCGUUCUUCAUUCGAGUUCGGGCAUCCACUUCGUGGAGCAACUCACAGACCGUCACACCUCUCCUCAGACUGACUUUGCAGGGCUGGGGAAGGUGUGCUAACCUCUGCGUCUUUGGGAGCGUGCUGUAAGUCAGCCUGCUGGGACUGUGAGUCCUUGCAGCCAGGUGGGGUUGAGAUGGAGGCAGGAUAUCGGUGUGUCCUUUCCACUGUCAUUACAACUAAAGUGCAAAUAACAGUUACUUCACUUCACAACAGACCUACCCCAAAGGUACUUGAAUUAAUUCUGUAUGCUUUUUUCUUUCUUUUUUCUUUUUUUUUUUUUUUUAAUGUUGGGGCUGUAGAAUGUGACUUGCAGUAUUUGAGAUGUGUACUGGUAUUUGUAGGGUUUUUCAUUUAAUUAUUUGUGAAAUACUGCUUUUAAAUGGCAAGUGACACUCUUAGUGGUCUCACUGUGUUCCUCCUGUGUGCACACAUACCUACACAUACACACACUAGACAACUGUCAUGUUGCAAGAAGUUGUACAAAUGAAUGUGUUGGCAUAAUGUUUAGUCUAACCAUAAUAGUGUUGAGUCAUCUUUUAAAGAAUUUUGCCCUUUUUAAAGACUUAAAAUAUUUUAAUAUGUUUAUCUAUUGUAUUAUAUAGGAAAAUUUCUGUAUUGUGUUGAGUGGAUGAUAUUUUUCAUUUUUGCAACAUAUUUUUAAUCUUUGAGGUUUUUGUAGAUUACCUUACUGCUUUAUGUAACCAGAGGAAUCCCAUUCUUUCCUUGGGUUUUAUUUGUUUUUCCUUUAAAUCUUCUUCCUAUUUUAGAUGUACGUAAAUGAACAACUGCUAUAUUUUUUUUAAUCUUCUUAAACAGGGAUGUGGACCAUGCCUUGCUGUUUUUAAGCUUAAAAUAAUGGAGUCUGUGUGAAAGAAAAAGGCAAAAAAGAGGCAGAAGAGAGAGUGGAUUUCUUCUGGGAUUGCCACUGGUCAUCCUUGUUCCUCUGCCAAAAGAAGCAGGAGAGUCAUAGCUGAGGGAGACCACAAAGUUCCUGGGGCUCCAACAAGCAGUUUGAAAGCCACUGUCUUUCCAAAGAUACCAUGUUAUUCUGUUACUGGUGAAAACAAAGUACAGUAUGUAGAUGAAAUAAGCAGGUACUGGACUGAUACUCGUGUUUUCUUCAAGAAUAGUGCAAUGAUGAAUACUACAAUAAUACAAGAACAGUCCAACAGUAGAGAACAGGCAUUUCAUUAUAUGCCUUUGUACACACUUAUGUGUACAUCUGUGCAUGUGUCCCUAUGCAUACACACAUACACGUGAUUUGUAAACAAGGACAAACUACGGUCCAAACUUGGUAGCAUUCAGAUAACAUUCACAUACAUAAUAUUGGCAUGUGCUUGAAGAGUAGUUAAUGCAAAAACAGUACGUAAACUGAGAUUGGCUCAUUGCAUAGCAGCCCAGAAUGGGUUUAGCUUCAGCUCAGUUGGUGCUGAGGUUUGAUAUAUCAGAUUGAGUCCUUCUCAGAUCACUGGCCAGCACACAACGGUACUUGGUACUGUAUAGGGCAAACACAGUCCUGGGUACACACAUUUGUUAGAAAUACCUACAACUAAAAGAAGUGUACUGGUUUAUGGGCAUAGCCUGUAAGGAGCAUGGCUCUGAGGAGCAGUGCUCGCCUGCAAACUGCCCACAGAGUGACCGAAGCUUUGUGGAGCCUGACCUCGCGCAGCCGUGGAGCACGCUUGAGCCGGGGCUCUCUUCCUGCAAGGAAAAGCAGCUCAGACAGACCAGUCUGCAGCUAUCUUGACCGUGCUGCCAUGCUUUCACGGCCGCAGCAAAGACUUUUCUUCCACUUUGCUGCAGUGCUUUUUAUAGCUGACUUUGGUCUUCCUCCCCUUGCAGUGUUCCCUCAAAUGUGAAUUCAUGAAGUUCACCUUUGACUGUUCUCUCCUUCUACUUCAUGCUGUUUAAGGCCAAAGAUAAAAUGCCUCACGUAUCACAAGAUCUUCUGUGCUGAGUUUGGAGAAUUUCUGGAGGUUUAACUGUGUGCUUGCUGCCUGCUCCGUGCUCAGGUGUACUCGUUUAUGUAUGUCGUCCUCAGUCUGACUCCUGCAGCUCAGUGGGAGACAUACACAACUCCUGAGGUUCCCAAACACAUCUCAGGAUGCAGUUAUCCCUUAAGGGCUGUCUUACUCAUUACAUGGAUGACUGCUUAUGGAGAAACAGUAGCAACAUGAGGCUUGUCAGGUUCACCAGAUGCAAUUUCAAGAUCAGUUUAAAAAUCAAAAAAUAAUAGCAGUUAAUGAUAGCAAAGAAAAACAUUGAACUCCAGAUUGCAAAAUUUUAAGCUGCAAAAGAAGAAAAUCAAGCAUCACUCUAAAAGAUGCCAAGAUCAGGGAGCCAAAGGAAGAAGAAGGACUGCCUGGUGGCACUUUGCUGUCUUUCGGAGCAGAACCAGGAGUGCUGGACUGGAGGAAGGGAUGUCAGACUCAGCUCCUUCCUUCCUUUCUGAUCCCUGUUGGGACCCCAGACUUCCCUUUUUCACAGUGAAAUCCGCCCCCCUGUCUUUUUUUUGUUGCUGUCUCAGUCUGUCUCACACAGCCUGGCACCGGGCGCUGGUGUGCAGCCUGCAGUGCCAUGGUGCUGGCACGUUCCUUCCCGUUUCGGCCACUCUCGGGCUGCUCACAACCUCUGCAGAGCAGCUGCUGUAGCAAAGACAAUUCUUGAGUGGUGGACAGGGUCUGAAAUCAGUGUUUUAUUUCCUUCUUAUGUGAAUUGAUCUCAGAUGUUACAAACAGGAGCUUAACCUUUUCCUUCUACCACUCUGUCAGUCACGAGAUGGAGAUGUGUGCUUUAUCUGCAUCUCCUCAAGCUCUCCACCUCCAUCUCUUGACAGAUGACACAGUAAUGCAGCCAGUAUUUAUUACAGAGUGUUUAGUGCAAGCUGCCAUCCCCAUUCUGUCCCUUGCCACAUUCAGGGGCUUUGACCAUGACAGUCUUCUCUGAAGUCAUCGCAGCAGGGAUCUGCUUCCAGCCCACCAGACCCUCAGCCUGGUGGGGAAGGCGUUCAGAUUCCAGAUUGCUGCUUGUGAUGUUAGCACCUGCCCUCACCCUCUGAGACCUCCUGACGCUGGGCUCUUGGGAGCCAAAAAAAAAGGAAUUGCCCUCCUGAACAAGGACAUGUGAAGGGGGCAGUGUGAUAACUCCCCUACAAUCUCCACUAUGCAGUCUAAUGCUAUAGAAGAAUAUUUUAGAAUUCAGUCCAAGGUUCUUAAAUGAGUAAUUAACAUCACUUGACAAAAAAAAAUAAGCUUCUGUUUUAGUUCCCUCUUUCCGGAAGUAAGAUCUGUUCUUUUACGACUGUUGCCAAUGCUUCCUUUUCACUAAUACACUGGAAAUACUUUCCCAGCAGCAAUCUCCAAAUACAUUAUUUUUGCUAUAAAGAAAGGGGAGUCUCUUCUACUUGUCUCAUCACUGCUAUUUGUUUCUCUUUCACCACACCCGUAAAUAAAUGUCAACAUCCAGAAUGAAUUAUUUGUUACCUGAUGAUCUUCUCUGGGGCAACUUCACAGACUUAUUUCUUUACCUCCAUUUGUUAGCACAACUGUAUAAGAAGAUCGCACUUCACAUUGCCAUAGUAAAGCCACGUACAGCUGCAACAUCUCUGUAACUACACUAUUGAAAAGGUCUUUUCUUAUUCCCUUCUGGGAACUGGUAGAAAUAGGAAAUGCAGUUUGGACAUCUCUUACCUGAAUCCAUCUCCCAUGGGAUUUCUAGCCACAUCUUGAAGCCAGUAGUGUCCCUUUCUACCAUGACGAGCUCAGAAUUUCUUGCUCAGUCACAGAGCAAAAUAAAUUUUAAGGAUAUUUGUACACAGGCAUGUACCUAGUUACCACAGCUAGAUCAGCUAUAGUGCCUUUUUACUAAGUAGUUAGUACUUCCAUACUCUUUUUUCCAUCCUGUUCGUUUGACACAAAACUAGAAAGAGUGUUCCCCCCAUUUAUCUGCAGGGGAAACAGCUUUGGAAACAGUUGGUAGCAGCUUUAUAAAGACACAUCAAACAUACUGGACCUCAAUUAGCCUCAGUUUAGCAAUAGUCUCUUACAAAGUUCCUCUAGAAAGCCCAGUACUGUAGCUACGAUAACUAAGCUUUGCAAUAAGCAUGAUCAAUCUUCUUUUGAAGAACCUACGUUUUUCAACAGUGAGCAUUCAGGGAGGUGGUGAUCUGUGUCCAUGUCAGCUGUGAACAAUUGGUAGCUUCAGUCUUUGUAUUAGUACCAAUUACAGGCUUGCUUACAUGUAGCAGGCUGCACGGGGUGGGGGGAUGAGGGGAAUGGCAAAAGAGGAGUGGGUGCUGGGAUUCAGAUGCAUCAGUCACCCAAAGCUGGGCUGUCCCGCAAUAGCGACUGGCUGAGGGUCAGCUGCCUUGUUCUCCAAGCCCUCGUGUAUUGUGCCUCCGAGGAAUCCAUCUUGUGGGGAUUCUUCUGGGCUGUGUACUUCUCCAUGGCUCCCUGAACAGCUCCUCUCGGUUGUCUUGAUAAAAAUUCUGUGUACACGGUGCUCUCUGUUCAACCUUUCAAUGGUGCUUUUAUAAGAUGCUGGAUAAAUGGUUUCAAUGUGCUUUCUGAAAGCUGACGUGUAAAGUUGUGACAUAAAGUGUUCUCUCUAGCAUUUUCUGCUUCACAGAACUGAGCGUUAACUGUGAUGCUCUGACUGCAAAAGUCUGACAGGGCUUCCCUGUUUCUUCUUCACCCUACAAAGAGCCAGAAUGGAGCCAUCACGUGUAACAAGCCUGGGUUGGGCGAUAGCAUUCAGAAGCAGCCAUUCAGGCCAAGUGCAUUGGCUUGAGAGCAGCUAGACACUUGGCUCCUCAAGGACGUUCUUCUGUCUCCAAUUGUGUAUAUGCAUUUGUUUGCAAGAUGACUGUAAGAAAUCUAUUUCUGCAACAAACAUUUUAAUUUGGGCCAAAUUCCAAAGAGGAUAUUUGGUUAAUUAGCAGUUAGUUCAGAUGAGCGUUAUUUAUUUAGGUUGCAACGUGCCUGAAUAAGGCUUGUAUGUGCCUCACAAGCAACUUGGUGUGUGUGGUCUGUUGAGAACUGGGCGAAUGCAAAAGAUGCUCAACCUGAUGGCUGCUCCUGGGGUAGCAUGCUGAAGACUCUCAAGGGCAAAUCUCUUCCUUGGAGCAGGAAGCAUAAUUGCUGUUAAUAUGAUUUCAUACCCUGGUGCUGAAGUUCAUUUGUAUCUGUCUUUUGGGAUGAUCAUGGCUGAAGACAUUGCCAGAGCAGAUCUCAACCUUAAAAGAAAAAAAAAAAAAGAAAAAAAAGAGAAGGAAAAAAAAAAAAGUAUUUUUAUAUCCCCUGCUAGCUAGCCAGUUAUCAUUGUGUUGAGGAUUAUGCUGAGAAUAAGAGCUAUGGAUGAAGCAUCACAGAGAUAAAAGCAGGGUGUUCCUUUUCUCCAAGGAGGGAGAACCCUGUGUAGUUGGGUCGAUAUGAAAGAUCCCAUGCUCAGCAUUCAUAUAUCCUCAACAAAAGGUGUUAAACAAAUUAGUUGCCUAGGUAGUAAUUUUCCAGUAGUGCAUUAGGGUAUCACAUACACCAGACACUGUUCUUUUCCUAUGGACAACAGAAAGUUGAAAGCUUAUUGUGAUAUAAGGUUCCAUUGAUUAAAUUUACUUUACAUGUAAGCCAUAGGUCAGCAAGAGAGGGUCUACACAAUGUAGAUAUAUUUAACCUGACUCUAAAUGAUGAGAUGUUGUAGGCAGAAUCACUAGAACAUCUCCAUGCUCUACACUUGGUUGGACCUGCUCAUAUGGCACCACAAUUUGCAUAGCAAAUGCAUGGAGUAUCUUGUAUUAUGUAUCCAUUGGCCUGCCCAAUCUAUAGGCAACACAAAGCUUAGUUCUGAUUUUUUGAGCUGUGGGGUUUGUUUUCUGGACAUCUUCUGUCUCAGACUGGACAGAAGGACAGUCACUACAACCACAACAGCAAAGUGCCUAAAGUAAAGAUGUCUCCAUAAAGGUAAAAAUGCUCACUGUUACUGCACGGCAACUUGUCUACCGUAUGUGGUACUCUCUUGCCAUACACAUUUCUAAAUUUGUCUUUCAUUUGUUGCGUUCAUUUAUUGUUAUAAUAACAGUCUGGCAAGUUUUCUGUCUCUGCAAAUUCAAUUGUAUAAUUUUAACUAGAACGUUUGUUACUGAAAAUAUAAAAUGAGAUCUUUGUUCAGUUUAGAAGGCAGCUGUGUUGUUUCUCAUAAUUAAGAUAAUGCAACAACCUGCUUAGAUUUACAAAGUAUGUAAAACAUGACUUUAAAAUGCUUUGGUUUAACUUUCAAGAUGCCUCCCUUUCACUACAAGACAAUGUUACCAACUUUGCGAUUUUAAUCUUGUAUUGUUCUAAAGCCUUAUGAAUCUUAUUACUUAUGGGGAAAAAAAAAAAAAGAAAAAAAAAAAAAAAGAAAAAAAAAGGCACCACUGGUGUUUUGACUUCCUAAUGUCUAUGAAAAGGUGUUCAUGUUUUAACUUUCAGCAUAGGUUGGAUUUGGACUAUCCUCUUAUUUAUGUAACUGCUCCUCCCUGUCACGCUCAACCAUCACCAUCUUGGUUCUCUUUUUUGUCCUUGAUGAAAUACAGCACCUGGCCACUGUCCAGCGGGCACAGAAACUGCAUCACUUAACAGUUCUGAACAGGGUUUAGAAGCCUGGACUUGUGCUCUGAAGUCACACAUUUUGGGGAAAUCAGAUCCUGUCUUGCAGACUUCUGUGGAGAUCUUCACUUUCUCUCAAGGCAAAAAGUUCCAUAGCUUGGAAACACUCAGCUGACAUGGAAAGAUGUACAGUAAGAGAUGAACUGUUUGGUUUUGGUUUUGUUUUUUACAUUAGUAAAAAAUCCUUAAGAGCACAAGAACCCCCUUUUUCACAUUGAAGAGGAUACUAAACUUGGUCUUUAUCUCUGAGGCUGCUUGAGAAUGGUCACGUAACCAGCCUCCUCCGAACGUCCUACCUGUGUGACUAUUUCAGACCUGAAAUGAGCAUCUGGAUCACUCAUGGCUCCACAUGGACCACCUUCGUUCAGGGCCUGUCUCAGUUCUGUGGCGACGACAAACUUAGGAAUGGCCCUUGGCUUCCCAGUCCCAACCCCCUGAGCUUUGAAGUGUGUGAGCUGCUCCUCUUCAGUCUGCCUGGUGUUGCUAGACUGAGGUUGUGCCAAGAGUCAGCUGCAGCCCAGAGAGGAGCAUGUACUGUCAGGGCAGACCAGGUACAGCCUACUGCAGCAACUAGGAAAAGAGAGGCCAGAGGAAAAGUAGCUAAGUUUCAUUUGUGCUUCACCCAUCUCAACAGACUACCUAGUCAUAAAGGUUUUAUUGUAGAGGAGAUUGCAGUCAAGGGACAAGGAGCAGAGAAUUGCACAAGAGAGUGGGUGGAACUGUUUACUCUUCUCAGUAUUCCCUUAGCCCAGAGAGGAAGGGUCAAGCCCUCUUUGCCCCACUGUCAUGUAGGUUUCCUGAUCUUUUAUCAAGCCUCUGUGCACCAUAAAUGAAAGGAAAAUAAAUUAUAAAUACAUGCUUUUGCUCUAUGAUAAACCCCAAAUGGGCAAAGGUGAGUGCACUAAUGUAAGUACCAUCAUUCACGUGCAGAUUUGGACUUCCACAGAGGUUUUUUAGCAAAAAAUAAAAAAUAAAAAAUCAAAACUGGGGUUAUCUUAUUUAAAAGUAAUAAUUUGCAUGAGAUAAGAGUGCAGGAUUAGACCCUAAAAGUUUAGGACAUGUUUGGUUGGUGCUAACGUAUUUUUGUUUGUAUUUUCAGUGAGUGAAUUUUCUUUCUUUAUGUUAGUGAAUUGAUAUGACUUCCAUAGGAACAACAAACAAUACAGAGUCUGGUAUAUGGAUAAUUAUCUCCAAUAGCUGUUAUUAACUCCUGCCUCAGUAGGAUUCACUUUAAAUUGGGUGCUGAAGGAGCUUCAGCACAAAAUUGCUGUAUGCAUGGAACAUUGCCUACUUAGAACAUAGUGGAUAAGUAUUUGUAAUUACAGACACUUUCAUUUAUUUUAACCGUUGUUUUAUAAUGGAAAAAAAUGUUUAUCAGUAAAAAGGUUUUCUAGCAAUGUUCUCCUAAGUAACGUUUUAGCAACAAAUUCUGUUUUUUGGACAACUAUUUGAUUUUCUGGUCACUGAAGAACUUCAAAACAUCCUCUAACCCAGCAUGAUCUUCUGAAAAGAGAGGAUUAGAACUGUCUCUGGCUGUCUCGGAGUGGAUACAGUUGAAGGAACUGUGCGGUUCAGAUCUGUAGGGUAGCGAGAGCAGUUCAGAGAAGUGACUGUAAUAUAUAAACCUGGAGUCAGUGCAUGCAGACUUCCAAGCUGGCACUGCUGAGGCUUGUUUGCUACACGAUUGGUUAUUUGGCUUGCUACCUUUCUGAAAUCAAUAUGGUUUAUUAACAGCACUGUAGACCCAAAAUACUGUAGUUUUGCAGAAUGUAUGUUCCAUAAAUUGUAGCUUGGCUGUAAUUGCAGGGCUUAUACUACAGUGAGUGCAGCUCAGAUCCAAGACUAAGUUGCAUUUUUUAAAUUGAUAAAUGCCAUGAAAUUCCUUUCAACAUUUUGUAGUAAUAUACACAAGUUGAUGUAAUUUAGUCAUACCAUUAUUCUAAGAAUCUUCAUCUGAUGUUUCUAGCCAAUUCGGCUUUUGGCUGCUGAAAGCACAGUAGGUAAUUAUGGUUAUUUACUGUAAAUGUAGACAAGUUUUAUGUAAAUAUGUCAGGGCAAAAAAAAAAAAAAAAAAGAAAAAGAAAAGAAAAUGUUACUUAAAUGUAUGAGGCAGUUAUCUAAAAG
Messenger RNA from Cygnus olor (mute swan), 10888 nucleotides. It is a transcript of the gene PAG1, whose product is annotated as phosphoprotein membrane anchor with glycosphingolipid microdomains 1. Bases 414 to 1697 code for a protein of 427 amino acids. Gene Ontology annotation, biological process: negative regulation of T cell activation; intracellular signal transduction. The transcript has 8 exons. Gene Ontology annotation, cellular component: plasma membrane; membrane raft. Lineage: Eukaryota; Metazoa; Chordata; Aves; Anseriformes; Anatidae. The record is from RefSeq and is a predicted model, not a curated record.